AUGAAGUUGCUCAUAGCAAAAUACAAAUGGAGUGCUAAAGGUGGUAAAGGAGUGACUGAGUGCAAAACAGGUGUAAUAAUACUUUUGAAAAGGAGAAAAUGGGUCUGCUCUGCUAAAGCCAACAAGACACAGCAGUUCCUCGGGGAAUAUGGUUAUCCACAACCUGUUUCAACAAAGAGUCUGCAAUCGCCCAGUUCCAAGGAGUUUUUGAAGAUCUUUGCCUUUAUAUAUAACCUGAUUGAUCAAUCUUACCAGAUGCCCGAUUCAAAGUUUGAGGAAGAGAUUCCUAGAAUCUUCAAAUCUCUUGGGUAUCCUUUUCCAUUGUCAAAAAGUUCAAUGUAUACAGUAGGAGCUCCACACACUUGGCCACUGAUUCUUGGUGCAUUGGUUUGGCUGAUGGAUAAUGUUAAGCUGAUUAACUCUAUUGAUCCGGAUAAGAUCCUGUUUGGUGCUGAUAAGGACUGGGAUGUAGUAGAGAAUGUGACUGAUGAUGGUGUUCAUAAUAAUAGGGUACGUAAUUGCUAA
Molecule: messenger RNA, 525 nt
Organism: Rhincodon typus (whale shark)
Lineage: Eukaryota; Metazoa; Chordata; Chondrichthyes; Orectolobiformes; Rhincodontidae
Product: kinetochore protein NDC80 homolog
Exons: 4
Coding region: 1-525 (174 amino acids)
Biological process (GO): attachment of mitotic spindle microtubules to kinetochore
Cellular component (GO): Ndc80 complex
Source: RefSeq, a predicted model, not a curated record